This is a messenger RNA of Durusdinium trenchii, 1566 nucleotides long. Lineage: Eukaryota; Dinophyceae; Suessiales; Symbiodiniaceae. The record is from the annotation of a GenBank genome assembly.
CCACGACAAAACCACCAGACCACCUCCGCCGCUCCGCCGGGAGCCGAGCGGACGCUCCGUCGACAUGCCGGACUCGGACAACUUCUCUUUGAGUGGUUUGCUGGAUGAGCUGGAGCAGGAGUUGGAAGCCAAGGAGUCGGAGAAGGACAAGGCGAAGGUGAACGAGAAGCCCGAGAAGGUGGACGAAGCCAAGGAGGACUGGAAUGGCCUUUUGCAGGGCUUGGAGCCCAAAGAGCACCAGCCCGCAGGAGAUUCCACGCGCGCGGCCUCUUCCGGCACCGCGCAGCAGCCCAGUGCGGGCACCAUUCAGCGGAAGUUCUCCUCGGAUCGAAGACCCAGCGAGCGCAUUCAGAACGAUCAGCCGGCCCUCCCGGUGGAGCGCCCGUGGCGUCCCACCGGAGCCAAGUCGUCCACGGCGGCGGGCGUGAGCUUGGCAGUGGAUGCCAACACGGCCUGCCGGAAGUACAUGGAGGAUGGUUCCAAAAUCCUGGACCCCUUCGACGCUUUAGCGGGCGCCAGUCCGGGCGCCAGUGGCGGCACCUGGGGCUUCUUCGCGGUCUAUGAUGGCCACGGCGGCCGGGAGGCCGUGGAGUACUGCGAACUGCGGCUCCAUGAGCAGGUGGCGCAGGAGAUGAAAACGCUGGGGCCUCAUGAGGCCUUGAAGGCGACCUUUCAGAAGAUCGACAGCCAGCUGGGCAUGUACGGCGCCUGGAACCACGGCACCACCGCCACCGUGGCGCUGCUUUGCCGCCGCGAGGGCACGCGCGAGGGUGAGCUGUAUGUGGCGCAUGUGGGCGAUUCGCGAGCUGUGCUCAUCCCAAAGGUGGACAGCUGCCGCUCCCUGACGCGCGACCACCGCCCAAGCGACCCAUUGGAGGCGGAGCGCGUGCGCGCCGAGGGCGGCCGCGUGACCGAGGGCCGCGUGGGCGGCGACUUGGCCAUCAGCCGGUCGCUGGGCGAUCAUCGCUUGAAGGGGAAAGGUGUGAGCCCAAUGCCAGAGGUGACCAGUAUGAAGAUCGCCGACGGCCAGGUCUUGAUUUUGGCCACGGAUGGUCUAUGGGACGUGGUCACUGAAGAGUUGGCUUGUGCCUUGCUGGAGAAGUCCAUCAAGGAAGCCACAGGCGGCGGGUCUGCAAAUCCCAAGGAGGUGCUGGAACGACUGGAGCGAGUCUGUGCUCAGCAGUUGGUGGAUGAAGCCAUCCGGCUGGGAUCGCGGGACAACGUCCUUGCACUGUGCAUCUUCCUCUGACACAGCGAUGAUUUGCCAACCCCCCAGCGAAGCCAGUCGUUUGGUUCGGCUGUUUAAUGCAGUAGAUGUUGAAAACAGAAGAGGCUUCAGAGGUUGGUGACAGGAUGUUGGAUGAUUUUUAGAAGAUGACGACGAUGAUGAUCAUGGAUGAUUUCUGAUCUACUUUGAUGAUGUUUGGUUGCAACCUGCCAAGAGCUUGGCACUGGUGGAAGUAGCCCGAAGAAGACAAGUGCUAUCAAGUGCUAUUUGCCAUCCCCGAACGUGACCUCUACUGCUUCUACUGCUUUGGACCGAAGACCCAACACAGUGUUCAUGGG